Trichoderma asperellum CBS 433.97 is the source of this 1754-nucleotide messenger RNA. RefSeq lists its product as uncharacterized. NCBI's taxonomy places the organism in Eukaryota, Fungi, Ascomycota, Sordariomycetes, Hypocreales, Hypocreaceae. Gene Ontology annotation, biological process: protein secretion; Golgi organization. Gene Ontology annotation, cellular component: Golgi apparatus. The record is from RefSeq and is a predicted model, not a curated record.
GAGGUAAGCCGGUUGGUACGGUUGGCGCCGGACUCCCCAACUGGCUUCCGCAGCAGCACACCAGGCCUUGGCACUGCCAUGAUGUGAGGACGAGCCUGCGGUGGCAUGUGCUGGAACCAAUCCCUGAAUUGAUCUGGAAAGCCCUGAAAAGCUUACAGCAAAAGGGGGCGAUCAUAUCGGAUCCUCUUUGGGCGUUGUUCAACCAGCUUCAUCCUCAUUAGCGCCGACCUCGGCCCAUCGCUGAUCCAACCUUAUAAUAACGGCUGUGGGCGGCACUCACCUGAACUAUAACUUAUCAUCUAAAUCUAAACCACGCAACACAGCAGUAAUAACUCACCAUCAUGUGCAUCGUAAUAUUCACAACAGCGCAUCCAGACUAUUCACUCAUUCUCAUCGACAACCGUGAUGAGUUCAUCCUGCGACCUACGUCUCGGCCGCACUGGUGGACGCACCCCGAGUCGGGCAGCGAUGUCCUUUCGUCGCGGGACCUCCAGAGAGCAGCAAAGGGCACUUGGCUAGGCAUUACCAAGACCGGUAACUUGGCAGUGCUAACGAACUAUCGGGAGGUCGACAGCGAUGACGCGCAGCACCCAGUACAUGGCAUCAAAAGCCGUGGCCGCAUGGUCAACAUGUGGCUUGGAGGGCUUCCAGAUAACGGAAUAAUGAAGGGUGUAGAUGAGCUUGUCCAAGGUGGCGGCGUCAAGGGCGUGGGGGGAUUCUCGAUGGUAUGCAGCAAGCUUAGACGAAAGAACGGAGGCAUCGCAAUUGUGAGCAACAGGGCGGCUGAUGUGAAGGAUGUCCCGCUGGUCGGUCUUGAGCGGGAUGGCGUCUGGGGGCUGAGCAAUACGGUAUAUAACGACCCCAACGAGUGGCCCAAGGUGGCUGCGGGAAAGCGCCUAUUGAAGGAGACGGUGAUGAAAGCCGCGGCGAACAAGUCUACCGAAGACGAGCUCAUUGCAAGCCUCUUCUCAGUCCUUGAUACCGAAUCCAUGCCGGAGCGACCUCCAGGAUCAAGUCUGCAAGAGUAUAUGGACUCGCUGAGGCACACCAUCUUUGUGCCCCCAAUCGGCGAUGAAGUCCACCGGGUGGAGAUGGAAAAGGCCACUGCGAAAGGCCGCAUCCUAUGGGCGGAUCUUAAGAAUAAUCGGAGGGCAGUCGAAGAGCUCAAGCAGGAAUCAAGGCCAGGCGUCACCCCAAGCACAAGCCCGCAUCCAUCGAUGGGCUUUGAAGAGGGUAUGUAUGGAACGCAGAGACAGACAGUGAUGCUGGUAGACAACGAAGGCAACGCGACGUACGUGGAGCGUGCUCUUUGGGAUGCCAAUGGAAACGAGAUACCCCGAGGAGAAGGAGACGUUGUUUUCCGGUUCAAAAUCGAAGGCUGGGACGAAUAAUUGAGGAGACUGGUCUCUAUAUAACGGUAUUCGAGGUGAAGAGAAGUUAUAAUGUAUGAUGGGCGAUGUAUGGCACAAGGUCUUUGGCACCGAUCCAAGAUGAAAGCAUCGCGGUGCGAAUGGCAUCAAUAGACGGAGGAAGCAGGAGGCUGACCAUAGAACAGUAAAGAUACACAGGAACAAGGAGACUGUGAGAGAACUAUGGCAAAGAGAUAGCAAGAUUAAUCGCUGAAUAACAUAUUAAUGGAAAAGACAAAGUCCAGCGGAAUAACCGCAAGGCCGGCGCAUCUUCGAGUGGGCAGGUGCUGCCAGGCCUGCCAGAUGUCAGUUUCUGCCAAAGUGCUUUUUCGCAUCUGCCUCAGC